CACAAUUUCUCCACACAAUCUGUUUCUUCAACCUUCCACUAUCUUCUACUACGUAAUAUAUUUUUCUUCUGCCGCCAGCUCUUCUAUUAGGAACAUGGUAUUUCUUUCCUUUUAUUGCAACAAUCUGCCGUUUGGCUCUUAAUCGUUGAUAACUGGAGCUUCUCAUUCUCUCGCACCUAGGAGAAUCAAGAUUCUUAUAUUCCAUAUGCUUUAAUUUGACUCCGAUCGAUACACACAGCAAGAAUGGUAGACAAAGUGCUUUCUUUGAACUUCAUCACCGGUGGAACAUUUCUGAAGACCAAAUACUCUGGUGGAUAUCAUAGGAAGGUUAAAGAUGCUAUUGACAUGGAGAGAUUUUCAUAUGCUGUGUUGAUGGAAUAUGUGAAGGAAGACUGUUUGUUCGAAGAAAUUGGAGGUGUUUAUGUUCCCAAUGCGAACAGAGUCGGAUGGAAGCUGCUUACAAACGACAGUGAUGUUAUGAAUUAUGUGCUUGCACGUGAAAAGGAUGAUGUUAUUCAUUUUUGGAUUGACCAUGUAGCUGAUGAAGAAAUUCCUCCAAUGGAUCAGAAUCAACCACAUGUGAUUAUAAGACCUAGAAAGUGUAUCUUAACAGGAUCAAAUAAUCUACCAAAAAGAAAUUUUUGCACUCUAAAGUCUGUUCAAGAACAAUAUCAUGAAAAAGUAAGAAAAAAUAAAGAACCACGCAUCACAGAAAGGAGAAAAAUGAAGGCACAAGACGAGUUGGGUGUAAAACAUGUUCGUGAUUCCUCUGAAGUCCAUCCUUUACACAGUGAUGGAGAUGACUUACCUCUUGGUGAGGAUGAUAUGAGUUUAUUCACGACAAAAUCAUAUGAACAAAGCAGAUUGGAAAAUAUUGAAGUUAACAACCAACGCUUGACUGCACUUGGGCUGCCUAGUAGAAGUCGAUGGACAUCAAAGGAAAGCGUCUCACCCAAAAACACGCUCCCAAUCCAAUGUGCAUGAAAUGUUUGAUGAAAAUGAAUGUGCAGUACCCACUUCUACACAGCUUAUUUUGCAAAAGACCAUUAAUGAAGUAGUGAAAAAGUGCACUCGUAAAGGGCCUGCAAAAGAGCUUAACGAAUCAAGAAAUGGAGAGUUAGGAUCUAUGUCAGCUUAUAUAGCUUUGAAGAAGAAAAAGCAAAUGAUUGAAGUCAGAGAUGAGGGAGAUUCGAUUGAAAUGCAUGAUACUAUAGUUCAACAACACAAUGCCGAAAAGGGACAGGAAACACCUCAAACAAGUACUGCAGAAAACCAACAAGAGAAAAAAUGUAGAGGACCGACAAGAAUGUUUUCUGUCCACACAAGAAAUGAAGAAGAAAAGAAAGUUAUUGACUUGAAUGAGUUUAAUCAAGCAGUGGCAAAUGAUGAUAAAACACUUUCAGAAUUCAGCAAUUUCUUAGGAACUUUAGCAAGGCAAUGUGUGCCUCUUUGUUGUGUCAACUGGCAUGCAUAUCCUCACAAAGAAGACUUGUGGACAUAUGUCCAGGAAAAAUACACAAUAUCUGAUGAAGGAAAGGCUUGGGUAUUGAAGACUAUUAAUGAUACAUGGAGAUGCUACAAAGCUCGCAUUAAAAAGAAUCAUUAUAAAAAAUUCUCUACUAAUGAGGAGAGGAUAGAAAAUAGGCCACUAGAGAUACCAAAGGAUGAAUUUGAGUUGGUUAUGAAAUACUGGGGACGCAAAGAAGUCCAGGCAAAAGCUGAGAAAAACACUUCCAACCGAAAGAAAGUAAAGGACACACACACUGUUGGACCGCGAAGUUUUGCCCAAAUUCGCGAGAAAUUGCAAUCUAAAAAACCAAACAAGGAGAAAGCAAGUAAAGCAGAAGUGUUUCUUGUAACGCGUAAGAGAAAGGCUGGUCGUAAGUAUGCUUCGUUAAAUGAUGUGACAGAGUACAAAAUUGUGAGCAAUUUAUGAAGAUGGGUUAAUUUGUAUCUUAAUCAUUUAAUUAUAGAUUGUUUGUGGAAUAGUGAUAACUAACUCGUGCACUAAUGUGUAGGCGAGGCUUGAACAACUCGUUUCAUCCGGACCGGAAAACAAUGAGAUGGUUGAGCAACUUAUUGGAGACAUAUCACAUGGACCAAAUUAUCUUAUAGGAAGGCGUGGGAGAUCAAAGAAACAGAAGGCACCACCUCCUAACAUUUCAAAAUUAAAAGAAGAAAUGGCGGAAGAAAUGAACAAGAAAAUUCAGCAUUGCUUAGCCUUUGCUAUAACUAAAUUGGCAGCCGAUAAUCCAAAUUUGAAAGUCAAUGUUGAUGAGCUUUGUGCAGCAAUGCCAUUUGAUGUUUGUAGGGACCAGCUUCAAGAUGAUUCCAACUCUUCUGAUUCUAAUGAGACUGAAGCAUCUAAGGGAGAUUAAAAGAUUGAAACAUACUCAAGGUGUUGAUGGUAUGUGCUUUUUUGUUCAUUGGUUAUGGACUUAUGGAGGCUGAUUCUCAUUUUGGAUGCAAGAAUAGUUAGAACUCUUGCUAUCAAAAUUGUGAUGUUUUUUGAACUUUUUUGGAUUGUAAUUAAUUUUGUUAUGAUACACAUGAAUGGAUGGAAGUUACUUUAUUUUAAUUAAUUAUAUUGUAUUCGUAAGUAUAAUUUUUUGUCUAA
Messenger RNA from Cuscuta epithymum, 2617 nucleotides. NCBI's taxonomy places the organism in Eukaryota, Viridiplantae, Streptophyta, Magnoliopsida, Solanales, Convolvulaceae. The record is from the annotation of a GenBank genome assembly.